AUGGCUUUGAUUAUGGCUAGGAGGUCUGUGGCAGCCCAUAUGCAGUGCGGAACUCAUGAUCCUUCAUCUUUCGAGCUCAAGCUCGAUCAGUUGCGCACUCACAAUUUCAAGCAUUCGGAGCGCGGACGCAAGCUCAUUGCCGAUUCAUGUGAGGAGCUGUGUGUACAAUGCGUUGACAUCGACGUAUACUUUCAUCUAUCAGCGAUUCCCCAGACGAGCACUAGUGAUUACAUUCUACCUCAACCAAUCGAAAGCGUUUCUCGCUUUGUGAGAGAGGACCCCACGCUGAUUCGGGGCGAUUUUUCGACGGUAGCAGAAAUCUAUAGUUUGAUCGAGGACAACAUGCGCGUCUUGAACGAGCGCUUUGCCGAAUCUCCUUUCUCAUUUACCUGGAGGAACUCCAAUCCUAUCAACCCCAGCGUAUCUGCAGAUCUUUCGUUCGCUCAGCUCGACAUCAACAGCAUUUUCAAUGACGACAGUGUAGUGAAAGAGCUACAUACCGGUGAUUCCACCACACUAAACGUCUUUCUAACGUACGCACAAUGUUCCGACGAUGCCGAUCCACGGACUGGACAAAUCACGACAAACUGCGAUAUCCUGGGAGCUGCUGUAUUUCCAAGCUACCAGCAGGCGAAUCGCGAUAUUGACGGCGUGUACGUAAACUACAGUACACUCACCGGAGGAGGGUUUCCUCAAAAUGACGAAGGCCUAACGUUGGUGCACGAGGUUGGACACUGGCUCGGACUGUACCACACCUUCCAAGAAUCAGCAAGCGCCAGUGAUCCUUGCUCGCCAUCUAACGAGAACGACUUCGUGGCAGAUACUCCGACGCAAGCGGGAUCGUCCCAGUCUCUGUACGAGUGCUCAUUGACUCACUACGAAGGUGAAAGCUUGCCGGACUCAUGCCCCGACCUUGCCGGAAGCGACCCCGUGUUCAAUUACAUGAAUUACGUCAGUGACGAAGCGUGCUGGCCUCCUGGUGUUGGUGAGUUUACGUGCGGACAGUACGAGCGUAUGUACACGCAAUGGCUACUGUAUCGCCAGCACAACGAGACCUGCCAGUCGAACGAAAUGGAGAUUAAAAUCGUGGUCGAGUUCAACCGGUUCUUUCAGCGCGAAAAUGUCUUUUACCUCUUCAACGAUGCAGAUGAAGUCCUGCUCAACUCUACUCGAGACUUUGAUAGCCUGCUGACAGGGAUAGUGCAAGACCAGUUGCGUGUCGAUUUUUGUGCACCUCGUGGAACGUAUCGCCUGGUCUUUCUCGACACGCUUCAGGACGGUUUCGAGGAGGGGGGUGCCUAUGAAGUCUAUGUUGAUGGGAGUCUUGUGGAUCGAGUUGUGGGUGACUUUGGUAGAUCUUCCGUCACUGAGUUUGGCCCUCCAGACGCCAUAGACGCUCCGAGUCGUAUUCCAAGUAGGGCGGAGGCAACCGCUCCAACAGUCUCUCCCGUAUUUCUGUCACCAACGUUGAUGCCAACAAAUCUUCCAUCUAUUGCUCCCGUUCUUCUUUCCUCUGCAGCUCCAAGCACAUCUCCAACAAAAAACCCGGGCGGAACAGUAACCGAAAUUCCAAUCGCUGGUGAGAUAGGAGCGACAUCAAUACCAACUCUGACUUCACCACAUGUCCCAAAAGUAGCAAGUAUCACUUCAGUGCCGAUUGGGUUGAGUCAUACAGAACCUGAGCUCCCAAGCGGUGUCAGAAACAAAUGGCAUUUUUGCACUCUGGUACUCUCUGUGCUGGUGUUGAUCCCCAUUCCAUAUCUGUAGAAAAACCUAGUACCAACAGCAAGAACUCUCUUUUCAGUGCUCGUACCACGUCCUUUACGUAUGAGGGAGAGGCAUGCUUGCGGUGAAACUCGUCUCACAAGUCCUUUCGAGGCGUAUUCCCGUUCCCCCCACUUGUGAUGCUCUCGCGCGUCAAACAUUUGAUGUCGCGUAAGUCCGACGCUGCAACGUGAUUGCACAAUAGCCUGAAUCAUACUAGCCCAGUAUAUUGCCUGUCCUGGAGUGGUCGGAUGAACGAAGCAAGAUCUCAGAAAAAUUUUACAUAUGAAAUGUAUGUCGAUGGAAGUCUUGUGGAUCGAGUUGUGGGAGACUUUGGCGAUACAACCUUCACUAAGUUUGGCCCUCAGGGUGAGACGGAGACCUUGACUUCAUGCCAUCUACGGCUGCUAUUGCAGGAACAUCAAGCCCAUUUUGUACCCCUUCAAGUGCCCCACUUGCUUUUGAUGUAUCUAGCCCUACUGGCGGGGUAGUUGCCUCAACGUCGCCAGUGUUGACCCUGGCGCUGGCCAGCAAUGUGAGAGAAUUGGGUUUUACACACACUUUGGCCACCGGGGUAAUCGGGCUGGCCAUCACUUUAUUGUGGUAGCCCCAUGCUUGCAUGAUUUAUCCGAGAGCAGAAUUUGAGGCAUCUCAUCGACUUACAGAAAAUUUCCAUUCGAAUUCAAUGCAAAAACGAUACUUUAAACUAGCAGACCUCCUUGUACAACGAGAAGCCGUUCCCAUGAUCGUCUUUUCGAAAUGUGUUCCCAUUCGUCUCUG
Molecule: messenger RNA, 2544 nt
Organism: Phaeodactylum tricornutum CCAP 1055/1
Lineage: Eukaryota; Bacillariophyta; Bacillariophyceae; Surirellales; Neidiaceae
Exons: 2
Coding region: 1-1767 (588 amino acids)
Molecular function (GO): metallopeptidase activity
Source: RefSeq, a predicted model, not a curated record